AAUCAGCGAAAAUGAGAGAUACUCCAGCGCAUGUGCGAUUUUUUGUUCUUGUUUUCUACAAUAAAAAAUUAUCAUUUGUUUACCUUGAGCUCCUCUUCAAAUGCCGGCUAGAUAUAUAAAUACUGAAUGCGAGUUUGCUCCCCACAACUAGUUUUCGAGCGACAGCGUGAAGCUCACAAUCUGCUGAUAUUCCGCAUUUUCUGGUAAUUGAAAAAAAAACACAAGAAAUGUUCGUUUUCUUGGCGCUCAUACUGCUAUCAUCAGCGCUCAUCUGGAACGCGCUUAAACGACACUACACCUAUUGGCAACGUCGUGGCGUGCCACAGGUGACACCACGUUAUGUGGUUGGCAAUGUAGAGCGCGCUGCCGGCGGUCAGGUGCAACUACGUUACUUCAAUCAGCGUCUCUACGAGGAGUACAAGCAAAGCCGUCCCUUUGUCGGCAUGUACAUCUUCUUUACGCGCGCUGCGCUCAUACUAGAUUUGGAUGUGAUUAGAGAUAUUUGUAUAAGUAAGUUUUCAAAUUUUCAAGAUCGUGGCGUUUUCGCCAACCCGCGCGAUGAUCCACUCACCGGUCACCUCUUUCGCCUGGAGGGCGCACAAUGGCGUGCCAUGCGCAAUAAACUUACGCCCGUGUUUUCGUCCGGUAAUAUGAAAUUUAUGUUCCCCACCGUAGUGCAGGUGGGCAGUGAGUUGGUGCAUGCUUGCCGCAGGGCGAUUGAGGAGAAUUUAUCCGAGGGUAACAUCGAAAUGAAAGAACUAUGUGCGCGUUACACCACCGAUGUGAUUGGCACUUGCGCUUUUGGUAUUGAGUGCAAUAGCCUACGCGACCCACAGGCUGAAUUUAGACGUCGCGGUCAUGCGGUUUUCACCGAACCACGACACACACAACUCGUUCAGACAUUCAUGUUGAUGAAUCCAGAUUGGGCGCGUCGCAUGCGCUUGAAGUUCUUUCCCGAUCACAUCAUACAAUUCUACGUGGAUGUGGUGCGUCAGACGGUGGAGUUGCGGCAGCGUGAGAAAAUUAAGCGUAAUGAUUUUAUGGACUUGCUUAUCGCUUUGAAAGCGGAUGAUGAACGUUUGUCGCUCAACAGUGAUGGUAUUGAUCUCUCGCAGGGUUUGACGCUGCUGCAAAUGGUUUCACAGGCUUUUGUCUUCUUUGUGGCUGGUUUCGAUACAUCCUCCACAACUAUGUCAUUAUGUCUAUAUGAACUCGCUUUGAAUGAGACGAUACAGCAAAAGGCUCGUGCAGAAAUCGAGCGGGUGCUGGUAGCGUAUAACAAUCAGCUAACCUACGAGGCAUUGAAUGAAAUGCAGUACCUUGAACAGACUGUAGAUGAGACACUCCGCAAAUAUCCCGUCGUACCUUAUCUGGUGCGCAAAGCCAAAGAAGACUACGUGGUGCCAAAAACCAAUGAAGUUAUCGAGAAGGGUUGCUUAGUGGUUUUGCCUGCGCAUGCUAUACAGCACGAUGCCGUAUUAUACCCCGAGCCAGAUAAGUUUGAUCCAGAUCGUUUUACACCUGAGCUAAGUCGGAAGCGCCAUGCGGCCGCUUACAUGCCAUUCGGCAUCGGACCACGCGCUUGCAUUGGCUUACGCUUCGGUAAAAUGCAAGCCAAGAUUGGGCUAGUCAAUUUGCUACGCCACUUUCGAUUUAGCAAGUCGCCGCGCACUCAAGUGCCUCUACAAUUCACCGAACGCAUUUUCCAGAUAACUCCCGUCAGUGGCAUACAUUUGAGAGCGGAGGCAUUGAAGUAGACGAUAGAGAUGAAGAUAAAAGCAUUUACUAUUUCUUGUACGAAGUAAAAACCUUCUAUUAGAGACAGUUUCAGGCAGUGAAAAUAUAAAUUACUUACAGAUUACUAAAACAAAAACAAAAGUCUUUAUAACUAUAAGAAAAAAUUUUCUUCUGGAGAGUUUUUCCUUGUCCUCUACUCUAUGGGGAAAGGAAUUCAGAGCAUUCCUCGCACUUAUGGGCGAAUAAGGCUUUAGGUUUCUCUCAAGACUUUAAACCAUAUUUUUUAACCUUUUGAGAAUUUCAAGAACACGAACGAAAUCGAAAGUCGCUUGAAUGAAUUUCCAAGCAGAUUUUAGAAUUUAUCUUAAGAGUGUUACCCUCUCUUAAGUCAAAUACAAAAUUUCAACGUAUAUUAAUCGAAUUCUUUAAAAACGUCGCGCUCGGUCUUUAAUGAUGCAUAGUAAUUU
Molecule: messenger RNA, 2204 nt
Organism: Ceratitis capitata (Mediterranean fruit fly)
Lineage: Eukaryota; Metazoa; Arthropoda; Insecta; Diptera; Tephritidae
Product: probable cytochrome P450 6a14
Exons: 2
Coding region: 228-1757 (509 amino acids)
Molecular function (GO): heme binding; oxidoreductase activity, acting on paired donors, with incorporation or reduction of molecular oxygen; monooxygenase activity
Source: RefSeq, a predicted model, not a curated record